Molecule: messenger RNA, 396 nt
Organism: Leptosia nina
Lineage: Eukaryota; Metazoa; Arthropoda; Insecta; Lepidoptera; Pieridae
Source: the annotation of a GenBank genome assembly
AUGAGUGUGCAUCAACAUCCCCCUCACCCGAAGCGCGCAGCACCCAGGACGUCGGUGCGCGAGAUGAAGCCACCGACGUCACCACCGGCCAGACGCUGCCAUUGCAGCACACCUACCGACGGGCUCGUAGCAACGAGCCACGAUACCCGCUACCUCCUGCAGGCGCAAUUGCGCGAACAGGAAUACCUGCGCCCGCUGAAGCGGUCGCAGAAGACAGUCAUAGCGAGCGACACCGGUGCCGAUCGCCCGCAAAACCGCCUACGCCGGCUUAGGCGAGGUCAUUCGCUUCGUGUACCGCUCACCCGGGUGAGCUUCCGUCCAGCUCUUCUAGCUCCCACCCGCAUUGCGGCGGUCCAAGCCGAGGCCGAUGCCCCCCUCGGGGCACCCUUGGUCUAG